This is a messenger RNA of Notolabrus celidotus (New Zealand spotty), 1847 nucleotides long. RefSeq lists its product as uncharacterized. NCBI's taxonomy places the organism in Eukaryota, Metazoa, Chordata, Actinopteri, Labriformes, Labridae. The transcript has 3 exons. The record is from RefSeq and is a predicted model, not a curated record. The coding region runs from base 301 to 1071 and encodes 256 amino acids.
CUAACUAACCAUCAUCAUCAGUCGGCAGUUCAAACAGCAGACAUGGGACUGUGGAGUCACCGAGGGGGGGGAAACUCUUCUCAGAGAUUCACUACAACUCAAACUGCAGGAGGGAAUUCAUGCGCACUGAAAACAGAGCUUCUUAUUUUUCAUCUGUAAUUCUUUACUUUUUUAUGCUCUGUAAAGGACCGGAAGUGAAGAACUUUAAAUGACAACUGAAGUUAUCCGUGCUUUUUUGAUACCUAGGGCAAAGUGCCACACCUUCGCGUAGCGCAACAGGUCCACAACACAGCCGGCCAAAUGGGGUGCCAGUGCUGCAGGAUGAUAAAAAGCUACAUCUAUGAACCCUCUGUGGUGGUGGACGGGAGGAAGUCUGACUCCGCGGACAGCUCGCUCUACCAUCCCCACCGCCUGGGAGGUGGAGGCCCAGACGGUGACCACAACAAACAGAAGCAGGGCAUCCACAACCAGGGCUACAGCAAGUCCAGCGACAGCACGCUGAAACUGGAGGCAGACAACAACCAUGUCAACCACCGGCUGCACGCCGCACCCUCAUCUGCGAAGGACAGACAGGGGAGUGCACCACCUCCAGAGGUGUACAUCAUCCAACCAGAUCCAAGAUGGGCGAUACAGGACAGAGGUCCGAGCCAGGUGCCCAUUUACCCGAACAUACAGGAGUACGAGAACCAGAGGGGUUACGUUGAGCGGGGACAGCAAUCAGCAAGGAACGGUUGGGAGAGCUCCAUCAUAAUCGACAGUGAGAUCCCAUCAGCAGACGAGGUAGACGAGGGCGUAGGAGGGACGCCGGAGUACCCUUGUGACACAGGGGAUGAGGGGAGUGUCCUGUCAGUGGACAUCCACACCAGCACCACCAGCCUGUCCUCGGCGGACACCAGGGACGAGCGCAGACUGCCAAAGACUCCUGACGUUUCAACGAUGGAGAGCGGGAUCUCCGUGAUGAAGAGCGAGGACGAGGAGGUGGAGGAAUGCGUGGACAGCAUUACAGACUCAAUGGUGGCCGAGGCUCUCGCAGCUUUGGAGGCUGCGACCGCCGGGGAGGAGUGCGAGUGACUGACGGACCUGAACGCAAGUUGAACGCAGCGUUCAAGAGCAUCGUGCGACUUCUGAGAAACACCUCCUGUGUUUUUAUCAAAGACAUGAUGAAACUAUGAAGGAAAACUUUGUUUACAAAGACAAGGAACAGAUAUUUUUGGAUAUUUUAUAUUCUGCUCACACUGACGGAAAAUGAAGUCUGGCAACUUUAUCCGAAGCUGCAAGGUUUGAAAAAGCCACAAAUGAAGAGAUGAUUAUUCAGACUGUGAAUAUCAACUAUUGCCAAGUUAGCCGAAUCAGGCGCAUUUAACACUCCACUGUCCAAAAAGGCCUUUAAGUACUCACCAUUACUCUGCCAUGUCAAUACUGCCCAUGUACAGGUGUGCAUUUACAUUAUUAUACUGCUUUGUGUAUCAUGGUGGGUCAAAGCAAUGCUAACUGCUAGCAGGAUCAAUAACUUCUUGCCAUAACUUGCUGUUUCUUCAGGAACGUCACAUUUGUUUUGUCUUCUUUGAAUUCAAGAUUAACUUCACUUCAAUCACUGUUUAUAUUUUGUAAAAGGAACAAGGAAGUUAUUUCGAAUGCAGAAUAUAUGAGGAAGUGUUCCUAAUUUAUUGCUCAGUGCAUCAUUGAUUUUGCUUGAAUCAAACUGAAGGAAUAUUGAAUCUACUUGUAGAAAAGUGUGAGCGUAUGCUGAUGGCUCUCUGUUUUUUAAUUUCUUUGGCUUUUAACUAGGGGUGGGAAUCGAAAACCGGAUCCGACUUAGAUUCGGUUCCAAUUGAUCAAUUCCAUCG